UACUCAUCAGCAGUAAAACACAAACACCACCACAACUGUGAUAACUUUACAGACCGGGAGCACCGUCAACGCAGCAGUCUGUAUCUGCAGGUCUUUCUAAGGUUUCGGCUUAAUCUGACGGUGUCCGUCAAGUCUGAAGUUUUCAAAGGUUUUUUUUCUUCUAAUUCUUUUUAGGGAAAAGAAAAGGAUUCACCCCCUGAAUUUUUUGGUGGGAGCAUCUGACUGAUGCAAACAGGUGCUUACUCUGUCUCUGUGGUGCUAAAUCACCCAACAUCACUUCCCUGCGACUGUGGUGAACAAGUGGAGUGGAAGAAGACCUUUCCCAUAGAAGCAACUAUUGCUAAGUGCCAAAAGGAGAAAUGCAUCAUAGAAGAACAUUUUCAGGAAAGAUUUGCAGUCACACCUGAAAAAAACUAUUCUCUAUUUCUCACGUCAGCAAAAUACAAUGACCUGGGGCAAUACGUGUGCAGUUGUGACGGCUUUGUCAAGUCAGUUAAGCUGGAGGUUGUGGUUCCUAUAAAUGUGACAGCCGUUGAGUUGGAAAACGUCACUCUUCCGUGUUAUGCGGAUACCCAAAGAGAUGUCAGGGAUGUGACGUGGCUACAUAAUGAACAAAAUGUUCUGCACUACACUGAAAAUGGAGCCACAAACCCAGGCGAUGACUAUGAGGGCAGAGUAUCGCUGACAGAUGACGGAUUCAGGGACGGCGAUGUGUCUCUCACCAUCACUGGCAUCCAAAAGAGAGAUGCUGGGUUAUACCGCUGCUUUGUUCAUAAGGAAAAUACUAAAGGAGAACCACACGCCUACAUGCUGCAUGUCAAAGAGAAGUUCACCAGUGCAGGAGGAAACCAAACUGAGGGCAGCAACAAUGAGAAACCACCUCACAUUGGACUGAUCCUAUCUUUGUCACUUUUCUUGUUUAUCAUUUGCUUUUUUCUUAUUCUUUUAUGGUGUAAGAAGAUGGCAGCAUCACCCACAGAGGAAACUGCAGAUAGAGAGCCCAUACCGGAGAGUGACCAAAAGCUUUCCACUCGUCCUUUUUUUACUGGAGAUGAGCCCUAUGAACUGCCAAACUGGAGAAAGAAUGAUUACAGUCAUUCUAAUAAUGAAAAUACUGACUCCACUCAAACACAGGAACAUGAUUGUUAGCAGUGUCAUUCAUGUAUAGCUGGCAGCUGCUUGUCUGAUGCAGAAGAACAAAAUAUGAAAACUGCCAUCAUGGGACCACAGAACAUAUUGAACACCAUUGUGUUUCAGUGUGCGAGAACAAUUGUUUGUUGAGUUUACACACUUUCCCUGUGGAUGGACAGCACAAAAUGUAGAUAGACUAUGUUCAGUGCUAUAAAAGAGUUGUUUUUAUUUUAAGAUUUUCUUUACACAAAGAUCUAGUGACAUUUUUUAAUGAUCACUCUUAUAGUUCAAAAGAAUAACAGAUGUAUGUGACCUGGACCACAAAACCAGUCAUAAGUAGCACGGGUAUAUUUGUAGCAAUAGCCAAAAAUACAUUGUAUGGCAAAAUUAGCGAUUUUAUGUUGUGAUAUUAAGAUAUUUUGUAAAUUUUCUACUGUAAAUAUAUCAAUAUAUUUUAUUUUUUGAUUAGUAAUAUGCAUAGCUAAGAACUUCAUUUGGACAACUUUAAAGGUGAUUUUCUCAGUAUUUUGAUUGUUUUUUUUUUGUUGUUUUUUUUUGGCACCCCCAGAUUCCAGAUUUUCAAAUCUUGACUAAAUAUUAUGAUAUCCUAACAAACCAUACAUCAAUGUAAAGCUUAUUUAUUUAACUUAUUAUUUAUUUAUAACUUUCAUAUUAUGUAAAUUUCAAAUUAAAAAAAAAAAAAAAUCAAUUUUAAAAAAUUAAUCCGUAUGACUGGUUUUGGUCUAGAGUCACAUAUAAUAAGUAAUAGAUUUUUAGCAGCCCCUUACAGCCUCUCUUACUGUCUCCUCUUGAUUUAGUUACUAGUCAACUUUGAGAAUGUGUGUGAGUGUAGAAAUGCACAUGGCCUUGUAUUUGUCCAUAACUGCUGUUUUAAGGUGUUCCUUUCUUUUAUUCUUGGCUGCCUUAUUUCUCGUUCAAUUAUAUUUCAUUAAGGUUACAUUAUAUAUUUGUCACGUUGGACUUGGACCUAUAUUAUGGAUUCUUUCUAUUCAACAUAUGAACUGUAUUAACCACCUAAUAAAGCUUUAAGAUUUGUAUAUAUACAGAUGAAAAUA
Messenger RNA from Labeo rohita (rohu), 2207 nucleotides. Its product is annotated as polymeric immunoglobulin receptor-like. Gene Ontology annotation, biological process: cellular response to lipopolysaccharide; negative regulation of T cell proliferation; cell surface receptor signaling pathway. The transcript has 4 exons. Gene Ontology annotation, cellular component: external side of plasma membrane. Bases 226 to 1149 code for a protein of 307 amino acids. Lineage: Eukaryota; Metazoa; Chordata; Actinopteri; Cypriniformes; Cyprinidae. The record is from RefSeq and is a predicted model, not a curated record.